Eutrema salsugineum is the source of this 1778-nucleotide messenger RNA. RefSeq lists its product as uncharacterized. The transcript is spliced from 3 exons. NCBI's taxonomy places the organism in Eukaryota, Viridiplantae, Streptophyta, Magnoliopsida, Brassicales, Brassicaceae. The record is from RefSeq and is a predicted model, not a curated record. Bases 195 to 1661 code for a protein of 488 amino acids.
AGAGAGAGUCGAGACAUAACCGUAGGCUCCAACAAGAGACAACAAAAAGAUCCCGAUUUUCAAUUAGCCUCAGAAAUUCUACAAUCCUCCAUUUUAAACUCCCCGGAGUCAUUUAAAGGGUUUAAGAGAGAGGGAGGGAGAGAGAGAGGGAAACAGAGAGAGAGGAAAACAGAGAGAGAGAGAGAGUAAGAGAGAUGGAGAGAGACUGUGAAGAAGGAGAAACGGAGAAAAAGCUGAGACGAAGUUUCUUGGUGGGUAAUUACAGUAAAAGAGCUGGUCCUUCUACUCCUCCACCCACGUGGCGGCUCGAGCUUUCACCGCCGCGAGUCGGAGCUUCCUCCGCCGUAGUCGAGACGAAGGAGUUUUUAAUGAAUUCGGAGGUUUCCGUCCGGAAAUUGUGCGCCGAUUUGUGGGAAACAGAACGAUUCCGGCCGCCGAUUGGGCUGCGGCGAUGUCGACGACGUGAUUCGGUUGGGGAAUCAUCUAGUGGUAGUCAGCCACCAAGUAGAGGUAGCUUGAGGAGACAUAUCGCAGCACCGCUUGAUUCGACUGAUGAUCAUAGACUGGUACAGAGAAAUGGGGACUUGUUGCAACCAAUCUCUCCUUCGAGCUUCAGCAACAAUUCCUUGGAGGUUGUGGUGCGUAAGCCAGCGUUAAGUCAGAAUGGUUCUUCGAUGGCUAAGUCUGGUAGCUAUGGUUUGGGUUCCUCUACAAAUCUUCUCAAGGUGCUAAACCGGAUAUGGAGUCUGGAAGAACAGAAUACUGCUAAUAUGUCUUUGGUCAAAGCUCUAAAGAUGGAGUUGGACGAAUGUAGAGCCGAGAUCAAGGAUGUGCAGCAUCGGGAGAAGCAGAGGCCAAUAUGGAAGAAAAAGGAGGAAGAAGAUGAGCUAAAGAAUGUGUUUCGAUCGAUAAAGAAGGAGUUAGAUGACGAGAAGGAGGUUAGAAAGAAGUCGGAGAGUAUGCACCGGAAGCUAACACGAGAGCUUUGUGAAGCAAAGCAUUGUUUAACAAAAGCUUUGAAAGAUCUUGAAAAAGAGAGAAAGGAACGUGCUGUUGUGGAAAAUCUCUGCGAUAAGUUUGCUAAAGCGGUUAAAGAUUACGAAGAUAAGUUGAGACGGAUUGGGAAUAAGUCUCCGAUGAGUGAUAAAGUAAUUGUUCAUAUUGCAGAAGUGUGGAAUGAUCAGAGGUUGCAAAUGAAGCUAGAGGAAGGUGAUAAAGAGGAUUUAACAUCUUCGCACAAACUCGGUUUCAAUACUGAAUUAUAUCUGCGAGCUAAGGAGAAGCAAAGAUCACAUUCAAGUAAAGAAAGUGACUUAAGGGCAAAACCAGAUGAUUCAGGUUCUAUGCAUCAAAGGGUUUGCCUGAAGGAACUCGAAAAGCGAACAAGAAGAGAUAACAAGCUGCAGCUUAAGAGGUCGGAUCAAGUUCUUAAUCUAUCUAUGUCUUCGGAAGGAGACAAGAUUCAUCCAGAGACUAGUCCAAGGACUGUUGAUGAUCAUGAGAGUUUCUCGAGGAUUCUUCCGAGGAAUGUGAAUGUGAAUGUGAUGGAGAUAGAGAAAAGUCGUAGUCUGAAGGAUAAGCUGAUGGAAGCUCGUGUAGAGAGUCGACGUUUACGUUCUUUGAAACCAAAGUCGAGUCCGAGUCAUCUCGUUCAAGCUUGAGUCAUUUGAUCAAAGUCCUGUCUUAUGUUGGAAAGUAAAUUCUCUGGUUUGUGCAUGCUUGUUUGAAAAUAAUAUACAUUAUUAACUAACAUUUGGCACGCUGAAUUUACAUGGUAA